UUCACUUAGUUUGUUCUUUCUCUCUUUUUUCUCCUACAAGUACGAAUGUACUUGGUUUGCAGAUUUGCACUUGCAUUCAGACGCUGAAGAAGUUAAGAUGUGGGGAGGUGUUUUCUGUCUGUUGGCGGGCAUUUCUGUGACUUUGGCCGAAAUAAGACAAUUUCAGAUGACCGAUUGUGGUUCCAGUAGAGAUGUCCAGUUUCACAGUGUGUCAGUGACCCCUAUGCCUGUCCGGAUCCCGGGGGAUAUCCGCCUCUCCGUGGACGCCAGUCUAACUAAGGCGAUAGGAAGCUCCAGAAUGUCCCUCUCUAUCAAAAGGAAAUCCUACUUUGGGGUAGAAGUUCCUAUGCCCUGCCUUUUCAAUAUCGGAUCUUGUACAUACGAUGACCUCUGUACGAUGGUGCAGAAAAUGAUCACGGAGAACUGGGUGGGGAUAGUGGGGGGUAUCGGUACACAGAUCCAGACCAUGCUGACCAGUGUGGGGGUCAAUGCCAGUCAGUGCCCCCAGCCCCCCAGGAAUAUCCGUAUCACAGACUACCCCAUCAGUAUUCCCAGAAUUCCUGCUAUCCUCACCUGGUUUGCAGCGGGUGACUACCGUGUGAUUGUUAAGGUGAAUGAGAACGGCACGGGGAGACAACUGGUGUGCCUGAACCUCCAGCUCUCCGUCACCCAACACAGAGAACCCAGCACUUCCGGCUGGUUGUUUGGUGGCCGAUAACAACGACCU
Molecule: messenger RNA, 727 nt
Organism: Saccostrea cuccullata (small rock oyster)
Lineage: Eukaryota; Metazoa; Mollusca; Bivalvia; Ostreida; Ostreidae
Product: ganglioside GM2 activator-like
Exons: 4
Coding region: 98-718 (206 amino acids)
Biological process (GO): lipid transport; ganglioside catabolic process
Cellular component (GO): cytoplasmic side of plasma membrane
Molecular function (GO): lipid carrier activity; enzyme activator activity
Source: RefSeq, a predicted model, not a curated record